Messenger RNA from Peromyscus eremicus (cactus mouse), 1851 nucleotides. It is a transcript of the gene Tmem98, whose product is annotated as transmembrane protein 98. Gene Ontology annotation, cellular component: endoplasmic reticulum. The coding region runs from base 656 to 1336 and encodes 226 amino acids. Lineage: Eukaryota; Metazoa; Chordata; Mammalia; Rodentia; Cricetidae. The record is from RefSeq and is a predicted model, not a curated record. The transcript is spliced from 7 exons.
UCUUCCUACAAGGGCUAUCUUUCUCACCAGCUGCACCCUCUCUUUUCUCUCUUCCUCUUCCUUUUCGCAAGAGGCUGAUAAGUGCAACUGUCUAAUUUCUUUAUCAUGCCCCCGUUGUCCUUCUGGAUGGUUUGAGCUGUUCUGUGUGUGCUGGAAUCCGCAGUAGCCCUGAGUGCUGGGAGUUGAGGUACACCCUGAGUUGUGCACUGUGGAAAUGUCUGUGACAUCCCUGUGCCGUUUCUCUCCCGAAGCCACCCAGCUUCAGUGGGUGCUCCUGGAUCUUGGAUGUGCGGGGCUGUCUGGAUGAUUGGCACCUGGACCAGGGGAGCCCGAAGGCAUUAGAUCAUCUUUGAACAACUUCAGAAGAGCUGUCAUCCACAGAGAUGUCCUUGCAGCAAUCAAUUGGAGCCUCUCAGAAGAGCUUUUGAUUAAACGAGGUCACCCUGCAUGGCCCUGGAGUUAAAAUGACUACGUUUGUCAAAAACUAAACAACGACAACGACAAAAAAAAACCUUGGCUAUGUCAGAGGGCUGGGCUGGAGGACAAGUGUCUGAAAAAACACCUGCAGUAUUGGGAAUUUACUGCUGCUCACCUGGCCUCAGCGUCCACCUGCUCAGAGGAUGUGAGUGGACUGUGUGUGGGAGCCCCUGGAAGCAUGGAGACUGUGGUGAUCGUCGCCAUAGGUGUGCUGGCCACCAUCUUCCUGGCCUCGUUUGCCGCUUUGGUGGUGGUUUGUAGGCAGCGCUACUGCCGGCCUCGAGACCUGCUACAGUGCUAUGAUUCCAAGCCCAUUGUGGACCUCAUUGGCGCGAUGGAGACACAGUCUGAGCCCUCUGAGUUAGAGCUGGAUGAUGUGGUCAUCACCAACCCCCACAUUGAGGCCAUUCUGGAGAAUGAAGACUGGAUUGAGGAUGCCUCGGGCCUCAUGUCCCACUGCAUCGCCAUCUUGAAGAUUUGUCACACUCUGACAGAAAAACUUGUUGCCAUGACAAUGGGUUCUGGGGCCAAGAUGAAGACUUCAGCAAGUGUCAGCGACAUCAUUGUGGUGGCCAAGAGGAUUAGCCCCAGAGUGGAUGAUGUCGUGAAGUCAAUGUACCCUCCGCUGGACCCCAAGCUCCUGGAUGCGCGGACAACCGCUCUGCUCUUAUCCGUCAGUCACUUGGUGCUAGUAACCAGGAAUGCCUGCCACCUAACCGGGGGCCUGGACUGGAUCGACCAGUCACUGUCUGCUGCUGAGGAGCAUCUGGAAGUCCUCCGAGAGGCAGCCCUGGCUUCUGAGCCGGAAAAAAGCCUUCCCAACCCCGAGGGCUUCCUGCAGGAGCAGUCGGCCAUUUAAUCUGCAAGGCUCCAGUCUCUGCCUCCACGUGGCUCAGCCGAGCCUUCCACUUCCUGUAGAUUUAGUUGUUCUCUGGAGCUCUGGCAUCCAGCCCCGGGUGCUGAGGAAAGCCGAGAGCCUCAUCCUGGAUGCCUCCGCUGCAAUGGCAAACAGUGGCUGGAGAGUGGCAGUGUAAUACCACAGUUAAGGGGGCUGCCGUGUACCUCUUCAGCAGAACACAGAAAGCUGCAGGGCUUACUGCUAGAUUUAGUUCAUUUAAUGUUUCCAAGAAAAUGGAGUUGCCCUCUAAGAAUCAAGAGGCUUCACACUGCAUUAGGAUUUCUGGCUUCUGAAAAUCAAGGUGUGGCAACUCGCAGCUGCGCUGCGAACAAUCAGAAUGAAGCCGGGAUCGCCUCUUUGGAGAAUCCUUGAACUCCCCUUGCUGGUUUGUGUUCAGUCCUUGGUCCCUGAAGCAUCCAAGCCCCUCACCCCCAUGUGUCUUCCCCUUUCCUGUUUGUGUUUGAAGCCGAGGAAGA